AUGUCUAAGUCUUACUUCAUCUCUGGCGCUAACCGUGGUAUUGGAUUCGCCCUUGUCAAAUUGCUCAGCUCCAACUCUACAAACACAAUAGUUGCCGGGGCCCGUAAUGUGGAAGGUGCUACUGAGUUGAAAAAAUGGGCCGAUCUACAUACCAAUGUUAAAAUCGUGUCGUUAGACGUCUCAACCGCGGAAAGCAAUGAAGAGGCUGCUAAGGAAACCGCACGUAUUUUGCCAGAUGGUCUUGACGUGCUAAUUGCAAAUGCUGGUAUUGCAAACGUGUCUGGGGGUAUUUUGCAGAGCACUGACGAUUCGUACUAUGAACAUUUCACAGUGAACACUGUGGGCCCAAUCAGACUUCUUCGUGCUUUCAAGUCUCUGUUGGACAAGAAGUCAACCAAGCACUUUGCGGUCGUUUCUUCUGUCGCAGGUUCUCUAGUUAGUAACAUCGGCAUGCCAAUUUCCACCUCUUCUUACGGUUUGUCGAAAGCUGGACUCAACUUUGCCAUUAUCAAUCUUAACAGGGAAUUGGGUCCAGAGGGCUACAAGGUCGUCGCUUUACAUCCAGGUCUCGUCAGCACCGAUAUGGGUAACAAGGCCAUGGAGGGCGAAGAGUUCAAAGAUGUGCUGGAGGAUUUGCUCAAGGCAUUCCCACCUAUCACGCCCGAAGAGUCGGCAGAAGCAAUCAACAAGAACAUUUUAGAGAAGUUGCCCGAAGUGGCUGGCAAGUUCAUCUCUUACGACGGAUCCGAGGUUCCAUGGUAA
This is a messenger RNA of Lachancea lanzarotensis, 762 nucleotides long. Its product is annotated as LALA0S04e04808g1_1. NCBI's taxonomy places the organism in Eukaryota, Fungi, Ascomycota, Saccharomycetes, Saccharomycetales, Saccharomycetaceae. Gene Ontology annotation, molecular function: oxidoreductase activity, acting on the CH-OH group of donors, NAD or NADP as acceptor. The transcript has a single exon. The record is from RefSeq and is a predicted model, not a curated record. The coding region runs from base 1 to 762 and encodes 253 amino acids.